Molecule: messenger RNA, 1390 nt
Organism: Mesitornis unicolor (brown roatelo)
Lineage: Eukaryota; Metazoa; Chordata; Aves; Mesitornithiformes; Mesitornithidae
Product: EH domain-containing protein 4
Exons: 5
Biological process (GO): endosomal transport; endocytosis
Cellular component (GO): plasma membrane; cytoplasm
Molecular function (GO): calcium ion binding; protein binding; GTP binding
Source: RefSeq, a predicted model, not a curated record
AUACCUGCUCGAACAAGACUUUCCAGGCAUGCGGAUUGGUCCAGAGCCUACCACGGAUUCUUUCAUUGCUGUGAUGUAUGGAGAUUCAGAAGGAAGUGUUCCUGGAAAUGCCCUGGUUGUUGAUCCUAAGAAGCCAUUCCGCAAACUCAGCCGCUUUGGAAAUGCUUUCCUGAACAGAUUCAUGUGUUCUCAGUUACCUAACCAGGUCCUGAAGAGCAUCAGUAUCAUUGACAGCCCUGGCAUUCUCUCUGGAGAGAAGCAGCGCAUCAGCAGAGGCUACGACUUCUGCCAAGUCCUCCAGUGGUUUGCAGAGAGGGUCGACCGCAUCAUCCUCCUUUUUGAUGCCCAUAAGCUGGAUAUAUCGGAUGAGUUUUCAGAGGCUAUUAAGUCAUUCCGGGGCCAGGAUGACAAGAUUCGAGUGGUGCUUAAUAAGGCCGACCAAGUGGACACGCAGCAGCUGAUGAGGGUCUACGGUGCGCUCAUGUGGUCCCUGGGAAAGGUGAUCAACACUCCAGAGGUGCUGCGGGUCUACAUUGGCUCUUUCUGGGCCCAUCCUCUCCGAAACACAGAUAAUCGAAGACUUUUUGAAGCCGAGGCACAGGAUCUCUUCAAGGAUAUCCAGAGUCUCCCACAGAAGGCUGCUGUGCGGAAGCUCAAUGAUCUCAUUAAGAGGGCGAGACUUGCAAAGGUUCAUGCUUAUAUCAUCAGCUAUCUGAAAAAAGAAAUGCCCUCUGUGUUUGGAAAAGAGAACAAGAAGAAGGAACUGAUCAGCAGAUUACCAGAGAUCUACACCCAACUGCAAAGGGAAUACCAUAUCUCAGCAGGUGACUUCCCUGAAGUCAAGAAAAUGCAGGAGCUGUUGGAGACUUGUGACUUCACUAAAUUUCACUCUUUGAAGCCGAAGCUAAUUGAAGCUGUGGAUAACAUGCUGGCCAACAAAAUUGCCUCCCUGAUGAGCCUGAUCACGCAGGAAGAGAGCAAUAUGCCCACAGAGAUGGUACAUGGUGGAGCAUUUGAUGGCACCAUGGCAGGACCUUUUGGCCACGGAUAUGGAGAAGGUGCUAAGGAAGGAGCUGAUGAAGACGAAUGGGUUGUUGCCAAGGAUAAACCUGCUUACGAUGAGAUUUUCUACACUCUGUCACCAAUCAAUGGCAAAAUAUCUGGGAUCAGUGCAAAGAAGGAGAUGGUGACUUCUAAACUACCCAACAGUGUCUUGGGGAAGAUCUGGAAACUUGCAGACUGUGAUGGUGAUGGGAUGUUGGAUGAUGAGGAGUUUGCUUUAGCAAAACAUCUGAUCAAGAUUAAACUGGACGGAUAUGAACUGCCUGGCACGCUACCUUCCCACCUGGUGCCACCAUCUCACAGGAAACCUCUGCAGGCAGCAGAGUGA